Molecule: messenger RNA, 4376 nt
Organism: Leopardus geoffroyi (Geoffroy's cat)
Lineage: Eukaryota; Metazoa; Chordata; Mammalia; Carnivora; Felidae
Gene: FBXL7
Product: F-box and leucine rich repeat protein 7
Exons: 4
Coding region: 241-1716 (491 amino acids)
Biological process (GO): SCF-dependent proteasomal ubiquitin-dependent protein catabolic process
Cellular component (GO): SCF ubiquitin ligase complex
Molecular function (GO): protein binding
Source: RefSeq, a predicted model, not a curated record
GGAUUCUAAGAGCGGCGGCUGCCCCCGGCCCCACCCGGAGCCAUCGGGGGUGCCAGGCGGGGACGCAGCGCCCCCUCCCACCGGAGUGCAAGGGGCCGCCCCCGGCCGGAGCCUGGCCCCGGAGCGUGGGGUAUGCGCAGCUAACGGUCCCGUCGGGCGGGCUUUCCUCUGGCGGAGCGCGCAGGCGGUGCGCCCCAGCUAUGGAGUGUCCGGGGAGACGGCGGGCAUGACGGCGGCAGGAUGGGCGCGAACAAUGGCAAACAGUACGGCAGUGAGGGCAAAGGCAGCUCAAGCAUCUCAUCCGACGUGAGUUCAAGUACAGAUCACACGCCGACCCAAGCCCAGAAGAAUGUGGCUACCAGUGAAGACUCCGACCUGAGCAUGCGCACCCUGAGCACGCCCAGCCCGGCCCUGAUAUGUCCACCGACCCUGCCCGGAUUUCAGAAUGGAAGGGGCUCGUCCACCUCCUCGUCGUCCAUCACCGGGGAGACGGUGGCCAUGGUCCACUCCCCGCCCCCGACCCGCCUCACCCACCCGCUCAUCCGGCUCGCCUCCCGACCCCAGAAGGAGCAGGCCAGCAUCGAGCGCCUCCCGGACCAGUCCAUGGUGCAGAUCUUCUCCUUCCUGCCCACCAACCAGCUGUGCCGCUGCGCGCGCGUGUGCCGCCGCUGGUACAACCUGGCCUGGGACCCGCGGCUCUGGAGGACUAUCCGCCUGACGGGCGAGACCAUCAACGUGGACCGCGCCCUCAAGGUGCUGACCCGCAGACUCUGCCAGGACACACCCAACGUCUGUCUCAUGCUGGAAACCGUAACUGUCAGUGGCUGCAGGCGGCUCACGGACCGCGGGCUUUACACCAUCGCCCAGUGCUGCCCGGAACUGCGGCGCCUGGAGGUCUCGGGCUGUUACAACAUCUCCAACGAGGCGGUCUUCGACGUCGUGUCCCUGUGCCCCAACCUGGAGCACCUGGAUGUGUCAGGGUGCUCCAAAGUGACCUGCAUCAGCUUGACCCGGGAGGCCUCCAUUAAACUGUCCCCCUUGCACGGCAAACAGAUUUCCAUCCGCUACCUGGACAUGACGGACUGCUUCGUGCUGGAGGACGAGGGCCUGCACACGAUCGCCGCGCACUGCACGCAGCUCACCCACCUGUACCUGCGCCGCUGCGUGCGCCUCACCGACGAGGGCCUGCGCUACCUGAUGGUCUACUGCGCCUCCAUCAAGGAGCUGAGCGUCAGCGACUGCCGCUUCGUCAGCGACUUCGGCCUGCGCGAGAUCGCCAAGCUGGAGUCGCGCCUGCGGUACCUCAGCAUCGCCCACUGCGGCCGCGUCACCGACGUGGGCAUCCGCUACGUGGCCAAGUACUGCGGCAAGCUGCGCUACCUCAACGCCCGGGGCUGCGAGGGCCUCACGGACCACGGCGUGGAGUACCUCGCCAAGAACUGCGCCAAGCUCAAGUCCCUGGACAUCGGCAAGUGCCCGCUGGUGUCCGACACGGGCCUGGAGUGCCUGGCCCUGAACUGCUUCAACCUCAAGCGGCUCAGCCUCAAGUCCUGCGAGAGCAUCACGGGCCAGGGCCUGCAGAUCGUGGCGGCCAACUGCUUCGACCUGCAGAUGCUCAACGUCCAGGACUGCGAGGUGUCCGUGGAGGCCCUGCGCUUCGUGAAGCGCCACUGCAAGCGCUGCGUCAUCGAGCACACCAACCCCGCCUUCUUCUGAGCGCGCUUGGCGCGCGCCACACGGACCCCACGAACCCCUUUCUAGAAAGCAGCGUAUGUAAGCACCGACCGCCGCUCGCUCGUAACGGCUCUUUCUUCCUGGAAGGUUCUUAGGCAUCCGGCUUUUCUUUCUCCCUAUGUCUGGCGGGCCCACAGGGGUCAAGGGAAGGAAGGGGGGAGCGUGGGGGGGGGAGGAGAGCCCGGGGGAGCGGGGGGGAGGGGCACGAAUUUCUGUUGACAGCGAACCGGUUGUGUGGUCGGGUCAUGCCGAGGCAGCGUCUCGUCUCCCGAAAGGUGUGCCUCGGCAAGCUGGCGGCGGAGUGUUGGAGGACGCCUCUUUUCUCUGUCUCUCUGCCCCUGGCCACCUCCCAGGCUUCUACGCGCACCCCCUGCGCCCCCACCUCCACCCCCACCCCGCCCUCGCCAGCAGCAGCCACAAAUCCUCCGAAUAGUGAUGCUCUCCGGACCUCCUCCCCCUUAAACUGCUUCAUUGGCCUAAGCCCUUACCCAUCAAUCCCACACCCAGGCAGAUUCUCGUUAAAGAAUAUACAAAGUGGUAUAUGCAAAGUGCUAACGAUCUUUUUCUGAAGAAUCACUUGUCCAGGCAGCACGGUGCAGGGGAGGGAGAAGGAGUGGGGGCUGCAUUCUUCCCCCCAGCUCUGCCGCUAAAUAGCUGUGUGACCUUGGGCAAACCACUUGACCUCUCUGGGCUUCAGCUUCCAGCACUGAAUCAGAGGCCACCCCUGCCCCAGGAUCCGCUCCCUUCCCAUUUUAGAACUGAGAGGACAGAGAUGUCAAUAAACAGGAGCACCCUGGCCUGGACCGUAGGAGGCAUCCACCUCUAUUGGUUUUGGAGGGUGCUUUCAGGAGAUUCAGAAGUGCCAGCGUGAAUGCCCUAUAGUUCCUUCACUCCAAUCCGAAUGUCACUCCACCCCUGUUUAUUUUGGUGGGUGAGUCUCUUGGGCACCUUCCCUGUCCCCCUAGGUGGAUCGUUUCUGUGACAAGGGCUUCCCACAUGGGUGCACCCCACGCCGUCUUGUGGAGGCGAUGGGAUUCCUACGCACAGCACAGCCCAUAUCCCCAGUCAAGGUGAUCUUGCUGAGUGUUUUCAAAUAGGAGGAAAGACCCUCACGAUUUUUAAUUAACAAGGGAGGCCCAAGAGAACGCACGUCUUCCAAGGUUUUUCCAUUCCCUCUCAGUGCACCUGUGGCAUGCAUCAGGCAGGUCUGCCCGGCAGCUGGCAGGAACAGGCCUGUUGGUUCUUUGUCAUUCGGAUCACAUUUCGACUUUUCUCAUCUAUUUAUUUCUUUGGGCAUCCAGACGUCAUCGCAUGAAGCCUGUUGGGGUUAAGUCAUAAGUGUUUAACGGUGCCGAUUUGCCACCUCGGGUGCCUUCUCCCAUGGCUCUCUAAAUGUUCUCUGUCCAAGAAUGCACAACAGACUUUCGGGUGUUUAAAUACUGUUCACUCAAAAAUGUCAGGCAAAUGGAAGAAGGAACACGUUGAUACAACUCAGGCGCCGGUCCACCAACUAGGCCCUUGGAAUAGAACGUUAAAAUUAUUGGCAAAUAGGAACUUUAAAUGGCCCUAUUUGGAUGGCGAUCCAUUUGCUAGCUUCAUGCGUGUGAGAUCAGGAUGCCAGAAGAAAAGUCUGCUGCUCAUUUUCAUGAAAUGUAGUUGCCUUUGGUUAACCCACACAUGACUUUUCCCAGAUUAUUCUCUAGCCACCACUCUCCUUCAACACUAUUCAAGUACUCAGCCAUUUCUUUCUCAAAGGGUCCAUCGCCCCAACCCAGAACCUCUGCAUCUCCAAGCCAGGUGUAUGGAAUUUGUUUCACAUCGAGCCCACACGCAAGUCAACAGCUGCACUCCCACCGUAGGCUCACUGUGUUUCUUUGUCUUAUGUUGGGAAGGAAAAGAUAGAGUGACGUGGCACCUGCCCAGGGGGUUUCUCUCGUGCGUCAUAUGACAUCACCUCCUCUCCAUUCAACAUCACCAACAACUUAGUGUGCAAUCGAUACUACGUGCCACGGGGGAAAUGAAUUGCUUGGCUGGGAAUAGUAUCCUGGAGAUAGUACAAGGUUUAGAGUCAUGGAUGAGGUUGAAGGUAGCAUUCCCCUGCUCUGUGACUGUCUGAAAUUUCAGAAUUUGAGAGCCAACAAAGGAUUGUCCCUACCCCUUGGCACCGGGGUCUUCCAAGUGGUAUUUUCAUACUCCCAGAAUGAGAAGAGAGAUCCAGAAUGGCUCCCUGAACCAGAGAAUAGGUGUCCCAUUCAAAAUACCUUUAUCACCAUCACCUGACCGCAUCACCUAAACUGUCUUCCAAACAUGAGUCAAAGGUGACCUCUACAUUCAUUGCCCAGCACAUGCUGUCUUUCCCUGUCUCUCCCUUUUCCCCGUCUUCUCUUCAUCCGCUUUGCCUCCGCUUGGGGUGGGAAUCUAUGGCAGAGGUCACUGGGGAAACAGCUCAGCAGAUUUUUGGAGACCAAGCAAAAGGCCUCACUAGGAAAUCUCUCUGUUUUAAAACAUUGCUUCCUUCCUGCCUCUGCGAAAAUGAAUGCUCAUUGUUGUUUUUUUAUUUCUAAUGUUCAAUCACUGCGUGCUGUAUGACUCUAGAAAGCCUUAAUUUACUACCACCAAGAAAUAAAGCAAUAUGUUGGUAA